This is a messenger RNA of Spodoptera frugiperda (fall armyworm), 1185 nucleotides long. Its product is annotated as collagen alpha-1(I) chain. Bases 66 to 1112 code for a protein of 348 amino acids. Lineage: Eukaryota; Metazoa; Arthropoda; Insecta; Lepidoptera; Noctuidae. Gene Ontology annotation, molecular function: extracellular matrix structural constituent. The transcript has 13 exons. The record is from RefSeq and is a predicted model, not a curated record.
CCUAGUUAAAUGAGGACAGUAUAUUGUUUCCUUGUAACAUCAGUUCGUCUGAGUCAAGUUUUAAAAUGGACGUCACAGUUAAAUUGUGCUUAAUAUUUAUGUGCAUAGCAUUCAAACUUCAAAAUGCUUCGGCUACAGCGCAAAUCUCAAAUAUAGCAUUGAACACUGACGACAAAAUACGGAAAUGUACGAGCCAAUUAUCAACCUGCUCGGUAAAAUUCGGUAACCAACUUAUUCGUGGAGAAAAAGGUGAACCAGGAUCAGUCGGUGAACCUGGGAAACCAGGAAAAGAUGGAGCAAAAGGAGACCAAGGACCAAUUGGUUUUCCAGGAUUAGCAGGGUUGCAAGGACCGAAAGGUGAAAUCGGGCCUUUGGGACCCAAAGGUGAUAAAGGCGAACGUGGGCUCACCGGUAACCCAGGACCAAUAGGACCACCUGGACUUGAAGGGAAACCUGGAAUAUGCCCAUGUGUAUUGCCAGGCCUCAAAAAAUCUAGUAUGGAAGUCGGGGAUGAUGCAUGGGACCCAGAAGUAGCAGUAGAAAAACCUUGUAAAGCUGCACCUAGCGAUAUCGAAAGCGGAAAAUACACAAUGGGACCUCUUGAUAAAGAAUUCGAAGUCUACUGUAACAUGACCACUCUAGAAACUUGCAUGCCUAAUAAAAAUGUAACUUCAGAAAUAAACCAUAAAUCAGUUAAUCAAUCAGUCUGGUUAAGCUCUUUGGGUGUGCAUCUGAUGGAUCUUUACCAACUAACAAUAGAACAAAUAACAUGGCUUCAAGAAAGAUCAGUGACAGUUCAGCAAACAAUUAAAUAUCACUGUUGGGACUCGGUACCUUAUCCUAAAAACAAUACUUCAGCAACAUCACUAGAACUACUGACUUGGAACGAUGUUGUAAUCGGACCAUUUCCGACUCCAAAAACGCCAGUUUAUUAUACAGUACCAACGGAAACUGAUCAUUGUGAGGAAGGUGUUAAAGAAUGGAGGAGUACUAUUAUAAAAAUUCGAAGUUCAUUUGCGCACAGGUUGCCUAUAACCGAUAUUUUGAUAAAAGAUAAUCGCAACGCCGAUCAAAAGUUUAAGAUUGAAGUUACAGAAUUAUGUUUUGGCUGAUACUUAUGAUAAAAAAUAGUUAUAAUACCUAUUUUGGUGAUAAUUAUGAUUGAAUAAAAUAGUGUUCGUGUUA